AUGAUGUUGCCAAAGUCAAAUAAAGAGACGAUCCACUUAUCAUUGGUUAAUUCAGCAUCCUUUGUAUUGAUCAAGCUAUGUGGUGAAUCCAACUACAUUCCAUGGAGAACCCAGAUUGUUUGUCUCCUUCAAAGUCACGAUUUGUUUAAAUUCGUCGACGGAACAAUUCAAGAAGAAGAAAAAGAAGAAGAAGAUGAUUAUAACUUGCAAAGGAAAAGGAAUGAUGAGUUGGUUAAAGCAUGCAUCUUUGGUUCUCUUGGUGAUCAACUUCUUCAGGAUAAAGCCAUUCAUGAAUUAGAUACUGCUAGACAAGUUUGGUUGGUUUUAGAGCAACGUUACACCCCUAAACCUAAAUUUGAAGGUGGUUCGCGUGUUGUAUACACUGGAUUAACAAAUUAUAGCUUCUGCCUUCCACUAUUCAGUGCUUUACUAAGUAGAGAUUGGGAGAAAGCAGAAGCAUUCUUGAAAAAAGAGAAAGACGCAAAUAUAGCUCCAAUCAACGCAAAAUUACAGACAACACUCCAUUUAGCUGUUGGGGUAAAGAGUGAAAAAGGCAACAAGCAUUUCGUAGAGAAGUUGGUGGCGAGUAUAGAAAACAAACAGGAUAUAGCAAGAAAAGACUGCUUUGGUGAAACUGCUCUUCACUAUGCUGCUAGAUUUGGCAACUUAGAUGCAGCUGAAAUCAUUAUAAAAAGAAAUCCUCGUUUACCACAUAUUUCUUGUAUGUAUGAUACUUAUCCAAUCCAUUAUGCAGCUUCAUGUGGAUAUGUUUCUGUGGAUGUGUACGCUUACUUCUUGCGUGUCACUCAAGACCCUGCUCCUUAUACUAACCUCAGUGGUGUUAAGCUUCUCUAUGCAUUAGUCUACUCAAAUUUGUAUGGUAAGAAACCGCCAUAUAUCUCUUACUUUCUCUGAAUUACUUUCUC
This is a messenger RNA of Solanum pennellii, 926 nucleotides long. RefSeq lists its product as uncharacterized. Lineage: Eukaryota; Viridiplantae; Streptophyta; Magnoliopsida; Solanales; Solanaceae. Gene Ontology annotation, molecular function: protein binding. The record is from RefSeq and is a predicted model, not a curated record. Bases 1 to 915 code for a protein of 304 amino acids. The transcript has 2 exons.